CUUGAUGAGUUUACUCGCGCUUGGCUGGCCGGAGGACUCUUAUUCUGAAAGCGAGGCGGCUGGGUCUUUCUCUUGCUUAGUCAUGGUGACUUACACUCCGCCGCCGCCUCCUCCCUCCGCUCUCUCCCUCCCUCCGCUCUCUGCUUUCCCCACCCGCAGUGGCGGCGGCGGCGGCGGCGGCAGUAGUGGCUGCUGUCUGCGCUAUGGAGGAACGGAGGAGGAGGAGCGCUCAGUUGGACGGUGGAGGACGGCGAGGAGGCGGCGGAGGAAGAAGGCGAGGACAGCCAUGGAGAAGUGCUUUUAGGUCUUUCUAACAAUGAUGGAUGGAUAUGGUGGGGCAGAAGUUUCCAAGCAUCCUUAUACACAGUCCUGACUUCGGCCUAUCAAGGGUUCCAGGUGCAUAGGCCCCACGCCUCAAUCUCUCUGCAAGCACUGAUGCUACCUUAGGUGGGACAUGGACAACUCUAGGAUGAAGGCCUUCCUUCUUCUGUCUGCAUCAUCUGGGAUUACAACACGUAGCAGCAACAGGCAUUUGUGUGGAAGAGGUGUAGAGUCUUUGCUGUGUGUUGGAGCUCUGUAGGAAGCUCCCCAGCUUAGCCGGUUGUGCCGCCCUCACCUUUUCCUUCAUUCCUUCAUGCGAUGAGCGUGUGGCUGCUUCUGUGAUGUACUCCCCAGAGUGCAAGGCGGAGGUGACUCCCUCGCACAACGGCAAUCAUACUUUCAGCUACACGCUGGAGGAUCACACCAAGCAAGCCUUCAGCAUCAUGAAUCAGCUGCGCCUGAGCCAGCAGCUUUGCGAUGUCACCUUGCGAGUCAAAUACAAGAACAUUCCCCCAGCUGACUUCCAGGCCCACAAAGUGGUGCUGGCCUCCUCUAGCCCUGUCUUCAAGGCCAUGUUCACGAUGGGACUCCGGGAGCAGGGCAUGGAGAUUGUGCCCAUUGAGGGCAUCCACCCCAAAGUGAUGGAGCGGCUCAUCGAGUUUGCCUAUACGGCCUCCAUCUCAGUGGGUGAGAAGUGUGUGUUGCAAGUCAUGAAUGGGGCAGUCAUGUACCAGAUUGACAGUGUGGUCAAAGCCUGCUGUGCCUUCCUGGUCCAGCAGUUGGACCCCAGCAAUGCCAUCGGCAUUGCCAACUUUGCAGAGCAGAUUGGUUGUACUGAACUGCACCAGCGUGCGCGGGAGUACAUCUACAUGCAUUUUGGAGAGGUGUCUAAGCUGGAUGAGUUCUUCAACCUCUCUCAUUGCCAGCUGGUGACGCUGAUCAGCCGGGAUGAGCUAAAUGUGCGUUGUGAGUCAGAAGUCUUCCACGCCUGCAUCAACUGGGUGAAGUACGACUGUGAGAGCAGGCGACUCUAUGUCCAGGCCCUGCUCAAGGCUGUGCGCUGUCACUCGCUCACCCCACACUUCCUCCAGAUGCAACUGCAAAAGUGUGAGAUCCUUAAAUCAGACUCACGCUGCAAGGACUACCUGGCCAAGAUCUUCCAGGACCUCACCCUGCACAAGCCCACCAAGGACAUGCCUUGCCGUGCACCCAAAGUAGGCCAGCUUAUCUACACAGCAGGUGGCUACUACCGUCAGUCUCUCAGCUACUUGGAGGCCUACAAUCCUUGCGAUGGCUCCUGGAUCCGGCUGGCUGACCUGGAGGUGCCCCGCAGUGGUCUGGCCAGCUGCGUGGUGAGUGGGCUGCUUUAUGCAGUGGGUGGGAGGAACAACUCCCGUGAUGGCAACAUGGAUUCCAACGCCAUUGACUGCUAUAACCCCAUGACCAACCAAUGGUCUCCCUGCACUCCUAUGAGCGUGGCACGUAACCGGAUUGGUGUGGGGGUGAUUGAUGGCAUGAUCUACGCAGUGGGCGGCUCUUUCGGGAGCACUCAUCACAACAGCGUGGAGAGGUACGAGCCAGAGCGCGAUGAGUGGCAAUUAGUCGCUCCCAUGCUCACGCGUCGGAUUGGUGUCGGGGUGGCUGUUCUGAAUCGUCUCUUGUAUGCAGUGGGUGGCUACGAUGGUACCUGUCGCCAUAACUCAGCGGAGUGCUACUACCCUGAGCGGGACGAAUGGGAGAUGAUUGCCCCUAUGAAAACCAUCCGGAGUGGAGCAGGGGUUUGUGCCCUUAAUAACUGCAUAUAUGCCAUGGGGGGCUAUGAUGGCACAGAACAACUAAACAGCAUGGAGCGCUACGAUGUGGAGACAGGCACCUGGUUCUUUGUUGCACCCAUGAAGCAUCGGCGGAGUGCGCUUGGGGUCACAGUGCACCAAGGCAAGAUCUACGUAUUGGGUGGUUAUGAUGGCCACACCUUCCUGGAUAGUGUUGAAUGUUAUGAUCCCACCACUGAUACUUGGAUUGAGGUGACCCACAUGACAUCAGGCCGUAGCGGGGUGGGUGUGGCCAUCACCAUGGAGCCCUGCCGCAAACAGGGUGAUGAGAACUGCCAUUGCUAAAGGCAACAAAGAGGGCACAGUGGUUCCCUUUGGGUGGAGGAGAGCAAACAAAUUGGAGAAGAUUCAGUAUUAAGACAUGCCUACUGCUAAAUGCUGCCAGGAUCAAGGAAAAGUGCCAAGGAGGGGUAAAAACUACAAAACUGAACUUAAACUACCCGUGAAAGGCACUGGCUCUGAAGAAUGGCUCCUACUUUGAGGAUAGCUGCUGAUUUGUGAUUGCCUGUACAUGUUGGUCCUGCCUAAUUCUGAACUUGGGGAUUAACAAAGAAGGAAUGACCCUAUGAGAAUUGCAGAAGGGGAGAGCUUGAUGCUCGCUAUGCACUUCAGAUCUCUGGCAGUGUAGGAGUAGUUAAAUAAUGGGGGAGGGGAAGGUCUCUUUUGCAUGGAAGGGUAGGGAGUAUCUUGUACAUAGAGCAUUCCUGCCCAUUUGAAAUGUGUAUUGUACAGACAUUUUGACAGCAAAUCCAAGUUUGGAUUUUUGUAGAGUUCUCUGUCUACCCAUUCCCACUGGCAAAUUUUGACAAGCUGGUGCAAGAGGAGAAAGCUGGCCAGGCUGUUACGAGUUUGCUCUUGUGUGGCUGAACCUAGAAUGACCUAAGAUGAGUUCAGGUGUGCCCUGGCCUAAGCUGCUUUUUGUAUUACCCUUCGAGAAGUGCUCAGCCAGGGUGCUUCCUGUUUUCUCUUACUGUCCUUGGUGAACCUCUCAGCAAGCCCACUUGAUUGAAAUGAACUAGUUUUUAAGUUACACUUCACACACAAAUAAAACAAUUUUUUGUGAUUAGUA
Rhineura floridana is the source of this 3222-nucleotide messenger RNA. RefSeq names its product kelch like ECH associated protein 1 (gene KEAP1). The coding region runs from base 663 to 2438 and encodes 591 amino acids. NCBI's taxonomy places the organism in Eukaryota, Metazoa, Chordata, Lepidosauria, Squamata, Rhineuridae. The record is from RefSeq and is a predicted model, not a curated record. Gene Ontology annotation, molecular function: transcription factor binding. The transcript is spliced from 7 exons.